Molecule: messenger RNA, 2049 nt
Organism: Phycodurus eques (leafy seadragon)
Lineage: Eukaryota; Metazoa; Chordata; Actinopteri; Syngnathiformes; Syngnathidae
Product: sodium channel and clathrin linker 1-like
Exons: 16
Coding region: 177-1901 (574 amino acids)
Biological process (GO): cilium assembly; clustering of voltage-gated sodium channels
Cellular component (GO): centriole
Source: RefSeq, a predicted model, not a curated record
UGUAACAAAGGAAGGACAGUCAAAUGGAGCUAUAAAGCCAUUGUUUAAUCUUUAAUCUCCAAUGUAUGUAUUUAUUUUCGCGUGGACAUACCCUGAAAUUACUCACCACUAUAAUGUAAAAACAAUGGUUGACUCUUUUUAAACACCUAUUUGCGAUUGUUGGGUGACAAGUGACCAUGCGAGUGUCGAAGUUGGAAAGUGAUGUCAAGGAGAAUGAUUGGCUGCACAGAGAGCUGAUGGAGCCAGUCGCAAAUCAGCUUCGGUUGCUACCAUUAACUUUGGGAGCAGAGUGUGACAUUGUUGAGGAGAAUAAAAUCAUGAAUAACUAUGAAACUCAAGUCCAACUUUUUAAGCAGGAGCGGAUGCAGGUCACUGAGUUGUGGCGUACAGCAGCGCAGGAGCUUGACCAUCUACAGGAGUCCUACCGGAGAAUGUUCACUAAUGGACUCAAUGCCAAUGCUACAGGACAACAGCUCAUACAAACUAACUGCAAUUUCUUUAAGACAAUGAUGGGGCACAGCGCAGAGGUGGAGGACCUACAAAUCCAGCUCAGAACAACCAAGACUGAGCUGAGAACAGCCAUAGCCAAAGUGGAUGAGAUGACCCAACAGCUCCAGUCUGUUCAGCAGCAGCUAAAGAGACAGGAGGAAAAGGAGACAGAGGCCCAGAGUCGAGAGGAAGCAGCACACAGACAAAUUCAACAGCUUCAGACAACCAUCAGUCAUCAAGAGACCAAAAUAAAAGGUGCAUCUCAGGAGACAGAGACUGCAUUCAAAGAUCUAACUAUGUGGGAGACUACAGCAGGGAACCUAAAGGUCCGUUGUGCUACUUUAGAACAGGAGAAGUAUGAGGGUCUAGACAAAGUGCGAGAGUGUGUGCAGAUGGCUGAAGAGGCAGCAUUGCAGAAGGAUGAGGCCCAGUUAAGAGCAAAGCAGUUGACCGAGGAGCUAGAGAGGACAAAAAAGGCCUUCCAACAGUUGAGCCAGGAUGCUACUCUUUGCUCCAAUAAAGAGCUGAACAACAUGCGUCAGCAGUGCAACACUGAAAUGCAAAGUAUGGCUGAGGAAUUGUCUCUAUUGCACCUGGAGUGUGUGGACAAACAGUCUCAGAUUGAGAGGUCUAAGCGAGAGAGAAAAGCUUUAGAAGAGGAACUAUCGAAGGUGACAAAGUGCAAGGUAGAGCACGGGCUUGGGACAAUUGAUGCCCUUCACCAGAAGUGUCUAAAGGCAGAGCAGAUGAAGGAUGAGAUAAGCUUCACUUUGCAAAGUACCCAAACCAAACAAAAAAAGUUGGAAUUGGACUACAGUGUCGAGUUGUCCCGAUACCAGGAGGAAGUGCAGACACUAAAUGGUUUUUUUAAUGCAGCAAGAGAGGACUGUGUCAGAAUCAGUGACGAGCGACUCCAGUUGCAACAGGAGAAUGUUCAGUUCCGCAGAGAGAUGGAUGAGCUGCACAAGGCCUCCUUGCAGGGCCAAAAGAAAGCCAAACAACAGAUUACACAGAUGGAGCAAGAGUACAGCAUAAAGGAGAAGGCACUAAAAGCGCAGAUUACUGACCUGGAGGAGAGCAGUCGCAACUCAAGUGCUGAUCUGAUGCGUCUUCUCACAGCACAGCAGAAAAGUAUCCAGCGCUGGAAGGUGGAGGCCCCAAAUAUGGCCCAGGCUUUUCAAUCCAGAAUUAAAAAUCUGAUGGAAGAGCUAAAUCAACACCAACAACGUUCACAUGUGUUUGAGAUCCAGCUCAAGAAAAACAACGAUACUAUUGUGGAGUACGAAAGACAGCUAACAGAGUUUCGAGAGAAAGCCAGUCGCCUCCAGAGACGACUCACUGAAGUUGAGCAACGCACGACGCCCUCACAACAAUUCUGUUUUGGCAUCUCCACGGGGGAAAACCAGUCUUGAUUCCUCUGAAGCAUGAACAGUCACUCUUUAGUGUUUAGAACAUUAACAAUAAACACGAAAAUACAAACUCCAAAUGUGUACAAUGUAAAGUUCAUGCUUAAUGACUUACCACAAAAUCUUUCCAGGCUUACAAUUAUUACUGAACCAU